UGAGAAAGUUAACGGUACUUACUCCUGGGCAGAACAGCCUGCCGGUGGGGGUGGGGGACGGGGACGGGGACGCUCCCCUGGCUCCCAGGGGAUUGUCGCUGUCCUUGGAGGCUCGAUUUCCCAGCACUUGAACUUAGGGGAAGGAGCUGCAGUCCUGGAGACUGAGAAGACAGCCCCAAGGGUCCUGAAUACCAGAUACCCUCCUGCUCCUCGGAGGAAAGACCCAGGGAUGGCCUGAUGCCAGGCAGGGCAGGGCCCUCUUCCCCCCUGUGUCCUGCUUCCCUCAGCCAGCCCCCGAAGCCCCUGACCCUCCGCGUUCCCGCAGGUGACCAUGGCGGAUCGGGCAGCAGCUGAUAGGGCGUGCAAAGACCCUAACCCUAUCAUCGAUGGCCGGAAGGCCAAUGUGAACUUGGCCUACCUGGGUGCCAAGCCUAGGAGCCUGCAGACUGGCUUUGCUGUUGGUGUACAGCAGCUACAUCCCACCUUGAUCCAGCGCACCUAUGGGCUGACCCCCCACUACAUCUACCCGCCAGCCAUUGUGCAGCCCAGCGUGGUGAUACCUGCCACCCCUGUCCCACCUCUGUCCUCGCCCUACCUUGAAUAUACGCCAAGCAGCCCAGCCUAUGCCCAGUUCCCUCCAGCCGCCUACGACCAGUACCCAUAUGCCGCCUCACCUGCCACAGCCACCAGCUUCAUGGGCUAUGGCUACCCAGCUGCCAUGCCCCCAGCCUUGUCCGCAGCUGCGCCUGCAGGCACCACCUUCGUGCAGUACCAGGCACCUCAGCUACAACCCGACAGGAUGCAGUGAGGCGCGUCCUGCCUAGGGCCACAGCCACCGCCUGCCAGCCUCGGGAGCCACCAGCAGUUGGGUCUCCUCAGGCCCCUGGGCCCACCUGCCAAGGGCAUCAGACAGCUGCUUCUCCAGCCCAGACCCUGCUGUGCCCUGAGGAAGGACAUGAGAAGUAGGGGUUCACUCUUGGGAACCUCUGCAGCCACUCCAUGCCAGGUGCCUUACUCUGGGACGUGUGCAGACGUCCACCUUCCUCUUUGGGAACCCCGCCCAUUGCCCCUCAGUCGAAGCACUGUGCCAUGUCCUGUUGGGAUUGUUCUGCUAUGAAGGCAAGACCAUCAGCACCAAGAACCCUAAACCCAUUUUUUACUUAGAAACUGGCUUUGGUCGAUAGUUCCCCUGUGGAGACAAUGACAGUAUUUCUCUGUGACAGUGUCACUGGUGGGAUGCCUGGAGCUACCCCUUCCCGCACAGGGUGGCCAUCACCAGACUGCAGCCCUGCAGGGCCCUGGGUUCCUAUCUGUCUGAUGCUGCCCACCUCACCUGCAGAGGUGCUCGUCAGGGCUAAUUCUCAGGUGUCUAUUGCUGUGCCAUUGAAGCCUUCUUCCUGGCCCUGCGUCCUCUAGGCAGGGCUCUGUGUCCACCCACCCACCCUCCUAUUGUCACCUGUGUGCCGGUCUGGGAGCAUGGCCUGGCUGCGCUGCGCAGAGGGAGAAGUCCAGCCCAUGUCUGGGAGGGGUGCAGUGGGCAUCCCUGGCAGCAUGAGCUGCCCGCAGGCUGGGCAGUGGGUCCCUCCACACCUACCUCAGGGAGCCAGUGUGAAGGCACUCGGCAGCGUGCCUGCUACUCAAGCCCAGAGGACAGAGGGAGUAAUGUUAUAAUAUUUUUAUUAGAAUGUUCUGAUUAUAAAAAUAAAACUUGUUUUCUUUAAAGAAAAGUCAGUCUGAGGUUUUCUCUGGUGGCCAUGGCAGUCCUGUGUCCAGGGUUUUCUGAUAGCUGUCACCAAACCUUACCCCGCCCCCCAGUAUGUCCCUGCAGUCUGAACCGGAGGACUUCAGCCACCACAAGGUAGGUACAACCAGGCCUGGGCAGAAGUCGCUGCUGUUGACCCUGAUACUCAAGCCUUUAGCAGUGACCCUGGGGCUGUUUUUUUUUUUUUGCACUGUCCCUUGGGUCCCCCAGGAUCCUGUUCCAGUUUGACUGGAACUUAGUUUGACUUUGAGAUGUGACUUCUUCCGGCUUCUGGGGCCCCAGCCCAGCUGGGCCGUCAGGAUUGGGUUUGCUUUCAUCCCGGGCCUCCACCUCCCCAAGUGUCAGUUUGCAAACACUAAAGGGUCAGAAGGUCAAUGUGGGGCUCUCAACCCACAGCUGACAUUUGCUGUUGCUGAUAAGAGUUUGGGGCUAGGGAGGGGUGGCGGGCACUGCCAGGGUUAUCAGGAAGGCCACUCGAAGCCCGUAUACUUCCUGUCUCUAUCAGCUGGUGGCAGCCACAGGGACAGGCCCUCAGGAAGGCCCCUUGGCCUGGGAAAUGCCCUCCUGGGGCUUAGGAUCGAGGUCUCUAGACAGGGCGAACCUAGGAGAGUUCAGAGACAGUUUUGGGUCGGGAA
Molecule: messenger RNA, 2397 nt
Organism: Cricetulus griseus (Chinese hamster)
Lineage: Eukaryota; Metazoa; Chordata; Mammalia; Rodentia; Cricetidae
Source: RefSeq, a predicted model, not a curated record